AUGGCGCUAACUUGUAAAUCCCUUUUAUAUAGGAUAAUUGAGUUGCGUGUUCCUAUAGAAGGGGAACCAUGGAAAGUAUAUGCAUUGGGGGUCAUAAACAUGGUAUUGUUCGGUUGGGGAAUGAUAUUGAGUGGUUUUAUGAAUAAUUGUGCGGAAGAUGUGAUAAUUGGACUUAUGCAAUUCAUAAUACCGUUCGUUGGUUGGAUUUGGGCAAUAUUUUGGGGGAUUCUCAUCGUUUCACAUAAAUUUGCGGACACAAGAAGCAAUAAUAGACUCAAAAAUGACACAGUGGUCUCCGAUUUCUAG
This is a messenger RNA of Theileria equi strain WA, 306 nucleotides long. RefSeq lists its product as uncharacterized. Lineage: Eukaryota; Apicomplexa; Aconoidasida; Piroplasmida; Theileriidae. Bases 1 to 306 code for a protein of 101 amino acids. The record is from RefSeq and is a predicted model, not a curated record. The transcript has a single exon.